AUGGAGGUGGGGGGUUUACUGGAGGACUGCCUGAGGGCAGCAGCAUCUCGGCAGCCCCCCCAGGUCUCUGAAGAAAUGAGGCAGAACUACUGCAGCUGCAGAGACUCGCUGUGUGCAGAGCUUGCUUCUCUGCUGCAGGAAGCUGUGGAGAUGAAGUGGCCCUUUGUGCCAGAGAAGUGGCAGUAUAAGAAGUCAGUCAGUCAAAGUGACAAGACCAACCUCAGUGACCUCAUCAGCAAGCACCUUCACCAAAUCCUGGUUCUUCUGGAGGCAUCCAUCGUGGCUCAGGAAUCACAGUCCGCACUGGCAGUGGUCUUCUUAGUGGAUCGCUUUAUCUACUGGACCGACGAAUCCAGCCGGCUGCUAAAGAUCACCAAGCUGCUCCACCGACGGCACCCAGACACCCCCAUAGCCCCUCAGUUGGUCAUCCGGCAAGCCCGGGUCUAUCUUAACUCAGGAAAACUUCAGAAGGCAGAAUACAUCCUGAGCAGUUUGAUUAAUAAUUGCGGAACAACAGGUUGUUGGAGCUACCAGUCUGACAGCGACAGGGCUCUUGUGCAGGCUGUUAGUGUUCAAGUACGUGGAAUGAUAUUGCAAAAGCUGGGCCUGUGGCUUCAGGCAGCAGAGCUGAUUUGGGCUUCUCUGGUCGGCUUUUACUCACUUCCUCAACCUGAUAAAAAGGGAAUUGGAACCUCACUGUGUUUACUGGCCAACAUAUUAGUGUCUAUGAAUGAUGAAGACUUCUAUCGUUUUAGAACCAAUCCAGAUUUUGAUUUUCAGUCUUUACUUGGGAACAGCAGUGAUCGUAUUCUUUCCGCCGCCCAUGCAGCCAAAAUGUCUGUGAUGUACAGUCAGUACACUCCACUGUAUGUGCUGACCAACGUGACAACUCAGGGAACCUGCCUGCUUUCAUACAGUUUCUCUUUAGCAUGCCCUCCUCCCCAAAGAGUGUCCUUUCUUCAACAGGCUAGAGAGGCCUUUGCCAUCGGCCUUCUCACCAAAGCAGACAGCGAUCUGGUCACAAGCCAGCAGGAACUUCACACUUUCCUCAAGGCGGCCUAUUCUAUCACUGUCACACACAAAUGGCUUGGCACCCCUCAGGAGGUUGUGACCAAGGCUGCUCAAGCUUGUCAAAAAGCUUUAGCUAACCUCUACAAUUACUCCUGUGCCAUGACUCAGGACAAAGAAGACCUCUGUGCUGAGAUCAUGCGUCUGGUUGGACAAGUAAAGGUUCUGUUGGGUGUGGCUCCAUUCCCCAAUUCAGAGAAGGGAUCUUUCAUUCCAGACAACUACAGAAAUAUCAAAGGCUCCUCUGUAAACUUCACCCUGGCAGCAUUCUCAAAGAUAAUGCAAAGAUUUCAAAAAUACCACGCGUCCCUGUGCAAGACCACUGCCAGAAGUUGUAGGGGGACUAAAGACGAUACAGAUGGGGCGAAGUUAUGUUUAACAGCUUUGGGGACAACCAUUGAGACGCUCAACACAGAAUGUAGAGCUGAAGUAUAUCAGCCUCAACAGAAAGGCUCAAAUCCAUCCAGUGGACAUCCUUCUGACUUUGACAUGUGUCCCACAAUGGAAAGCUCAGACCAGCUCGGCUCUUCGUGGCAGAGACUGUCUAUGAGUAGUUCAGGUUUUCCUCGGCCCCACGGACACGGAGAAAACAUGAGUAAUCAGAGCUGUAUUGCCACCGAAUGUGAUGACAACAUAUUAGCAGAUAACAUGAAAGGAAGGCAGCAUGGACAAGAUUCUGGUGUCAGUUCCCUCGCUGGUCCAAGGUUUACAGUAUCCUCCAAUUUUUCUUCCAAAGAUUUGAAUGAAUUAGAAAAGUUUGAAGAGGAACAAGCUGUAAACGAGACAGUGGACACUGAGGGGGACUGGAUGGCUGAUGUUGUCGCACAGAAACAAGAAACUGAAGGAAUUUGGGAUUCUCUUUCCAAACUGAAUCUCAAAACAUCAUCCAGCUCCCUCGGUGACAGUUUUGGUUCUCAUUCGUCAUGGGAAAAGAUCUCAGCUGGUGAGAACUCUCCCACAUGUGGAAAACCACAACCAAGUCAUCUGUCAAGACCUGGAAUGGGCAGAAUCAGCAAAUCACCAAAUUCAAACGAGAACUUCUUUAUUACGGAAACAGUUGAUUCUGAUUUCACCACUGACAAAAAGAAAAAUCUGUGCAAAGUCAGUGCCUUAUCCAUGCCACAACCUCAGGAAAGCGGCAAUAUUUACUCAAACAUGGAGACAGAAUUUGAUCCAAAACCUGUAAAACCUGCAACCACCAGGUCUUCAGCAGUCCAAAACAAAUGUUCUCUGUCUGUCUUGGACCAGUGUGAACUCACAGAGAGCUCCACUGACAAUUCAUUUGAGUUACUGGAGGUGGAUCAAAAUGGCCCCCAGCUCAAUGAACCAACUUCUACAGAGAAUGCACCUGAGAGGAGGAAUCCUCUGUGCUACAUCUGCCUUAACCACAACACAGCAGCUGCUGUUGGUUCUGUCAAACAGUUUUUGUUGUCCAAGCAAGAUUAUCAAGCUCUGAUGGCCGGUGUUUGCCAAGAAUGCCUACUGACGAGGUUUUACAGCGACAAGAUUCAGUUUGAACUCAACUGCAACAAAGCUGCCCAUGAUGCUCUUCAUUUAAAGUUCUCCAAGGCCACAGGUCUCUGGACGGCAAAGGAGACAUGUGUUUACAUUGGGGCGUCAACAGGGAUGAAGGGCAAUCAGAGAGAAGCAAUAUGGGUCCAGUUUUUGCACCAGGAGGAGAGAUUAAGCAGUUAUGUGGGGAAAAAUUACUUGAAGCCAAUGGGAGUCCAGUUCCACCUGAAAGACGUGGAGAGACAGAUGACAGCCCAGUACUAUGUGACAGAAUUCAACAAGAGUCUCUACGAUAAAGAAGUCAUGGCUCAGAUCUUCUUCAUUCCCUCAGAAGCCCUUCUGAUUUUAAAUGGAGAUGAGAUUGUGGGAUGCCUGACAGUGGAGCCGUAUAUGCUCGGAAAGUUUGUCAAACUGACCAACAACACCAGAGAGAAGAACAAGACUUUUCAGGCUACAGAUUAUGGCCUUGCCUUUGGACACUUUACCUACAUGUUCUCUGGGGGUCGGGAAGUUGUUGUAGACUUGCAAGGAUGGGUAACAGCCAAUGGGAAAGGUCUGACUUACCUCACUGACCCACAAAUCCACUCCACCAGGACCCCAAAAGGUCUGGGGAAUUUUGCUGAACGUGGGAUCACCAUGUUUCUGGAGCAGCAACAUGGACCAGAGUGCAAUGCAAUUUGCCAGCUGCUCAAAUUGCCUCCAGUAGCCAAACAUGUUCUUCUUUAG
Messenger RNA from Nematolebias whitei (Rio pearlfish), 3306 nucleotides. RefSeq names its product alpha-kinase 1 (gene alpk1). The record is from RefSeq and is a predicted model, not a curated record. Lineage: Eukaryota; Metazoa; Chordata; Actinopteri; Cyprinodontiformes; Rivulidae. Gene Ontology annotation, biological process: protein phosphorylation. Gene Ontology annotation, molecular function: protein serine/threonine kinase activity; ATP binding. The transcript has 13 exons. The coding region runs from base 1 to 3306 and encodes 1101 amino acids.